AUGAUUCGGUAUAGACGUUACAGGGCUUUUAUUGCCUUUACUGUCAUUGCCAUCUUGGCCACAUAUUACUUCAUAGGACAUGGCAGUAUAGACCUACCUUCAGCCAUUGGCGCAGGCGCGUUGAAGCAGGCUGGCAAUGAUGCUGCAGCUGCCGCCAAAGAGAAGGCUCAAGCUGGUCUUGACCUGAUCAAACCCGACAAACCUGACGAACCUACGAAAGAGGAUAUUCUUGGUGCUCUACCGCCGCUUCCGACCACCAAACCAGCUGCUUCUACCAUUUCAAGCCUUGCUCAAGCGCCUAUCCCCUCGACUCAGGAGGCGUCUACUCCCCUCUCUUCCUCGACCACCUCGUCCGCCGCCGUCGCAACACAGUCGCACAUUCGAACCAAACCUCAAGAUGCUGCUGCCAUCUUGCCUGUCAAUUUCCCUACCAUACACUGGUCUAAGAUGCCUGAGCAUUUCCCCGUUUCAUCAACCAUCCAACUACCCACUGGUACUCCCAAGGCUAUUCCUCGUAUCCAGCACGACUUCAAGAAAGAGUCGUCUGCCGAAAAGGCUGAUAGAGAGAAGAAGCUGAAGAUUAUUGAGGGUGCAGUCUCGCAUGCUUGGAGCGGAUACAGAUCAAAAGCUUGGAUGAGAGAUGAAGUACGACCCGUCUCGGGUGGUGCUCGCGAUCCCUUCUGUGGAUGGGCUGCCACUCUGGUCGAUUCAUUGGAUACACUGUGGAUUGUUGGCCUUAAGGAUGAAUUUGAUGAUGCCGUUAGGGCCGUCGGCGAGAUUGACUUCACCACUUCUCAGAGAAAAGACAUCCCUCUUUUCGAGACUACCAUUCGCUACCUUGGUGGUAUGCUCUCGGCUUAUGACUUGAGCGGUGGGCAAUACAAGGUUCUGCUGGACAAGGCCGUCGAGCUCGCUGAAGUCUUGAUGGGUGCUUUCGAUACCCCUAACAGGAUGCCUGUCACUUUCUACCGCUGGAUGCCGACUUUUGCUUCUCAGCCUCAUCGCGCUGGUACACACGUCGUCUUGGCUGAGAUUGGUUCUCUCAGUGUUGAAUUCACUCGUCUUGCCCAAUUGACGAAGGAGCCCAAGUAUUACGAUGCUAUUGAUCGCAUUACCGAUGCCUUCCUUGAGUGGCAGAGCGCUUCUGGUGCCAAUGCGACAUUUAUGCCCGGUUUGUUCCCUGUUCAUAUUGAUGCUUCUGGUUGCGAGAAACCUGCUCAGAUCAAGUCUACCUAUUCUCAUGAAGCUGGAAAAGGUGGCGAUGUCGCAGUAGGCGAUGGUAAGCCUGUCAUUCCUCAGCGUCCAGUGACCCAGGGUCAAGGCACACGAACUGGCCCCUCUACCGAAAAAGACGGGUCCUCUCAGCCCUCUAUCAACGCUGGUGGUUCGCAAGCGGGUGCAUCCUCUGCUGGUGGAAUGGGCAAGAUCAUUGGCUGGGAUGAUCCUUUGACUGAAGGUGAUCUCGAUAGUCCUCAGGCAAAGGCCGCUGCUGCAGAAGAUGUCUUCCAAGAAGAAACCGAAGCCAGGAUGCACACUCUCCAACAAGACGUGUGUAUCCCUCGUGGGCUGGCUUCCAGCGGCUCUGGUGGCUAUGAGACAUUCACCAUCGGUGGCAUGGCUGACUCUUUGUACGAGUACUUCCCUAAGCAGUAUCUACUGCUCGGUGGCUUGGAGAAGAAGUACCAGACACUGUACGAGCAGUCCAUUGAUGCUGUUACCAAGCAUCUCUUGUUCCGGCCCAUGACUCCCCAAGACGCAGACAUCCUGUUCGUAGGCGAGUACCGGGCCCAGCCACCCACCAAAGAAGGCUCUGUAGAAGGCACCCUCAAACCAGAAGGCGCUCACCUUUCUUGCUUCGCUGGCGGCAUGUACGCCAUGGCAGCCAAGAUAUUUGGUCGCGAGGAAGAUCUCGAAAUAGGUGCCAAAUUGACUGAAGGCUGUGUGUGGGCUUACAACGCCACAGCCACUGGCAUUAUGCCUGAACACUUCUUGGUCUCGCAGUGCGAAAGCAUGACAGACUGCAAAUGGAACGAAACCAAAUACUGGGAAGAUCUGGAUCCAUACGCCGAAUCUCGCACCAAAGUCUACGUUCCCCCAACAACCCUUCCGACAUCAUUAGCAGGAUCUCGGAAUGCACCUCAAGUCAAUAAGAGAGACUUAGAUGGCCCUGCUGCAACAGUCCCACACGUUCCUGCCCCUGCAGUUCCCAACAGCGUCCCUGAACUCGACAUGGCCACACCUAAAGAAGAAACUGUGAUCGAAUACGUCCCUCCCACCCCACCCUCCCACGAAGAAUUUGUCCUCGCACGUAUCUCUGAAGAACGCCUUCCUACAGGAAUGACACGCCUCCUCAGCCGCAAAUACAUCCUCCGUCCCGAAGCCAUCGAAUCAGUAUUUUACAUGUAUCGCAUCACCGGCUCACCUCAUUGGCGCGAAGUCGGCUGGCAAAUGUUCCUCGCAGUGCAAAAGUAUACUUAUGCAACUUAUGGCGCUUCUGCAAUCGACGAUGUCACGAAAACUCUCCCUACGCAAGAGGACAGUGAAGAGAGUUUCUGGCUGGCGGAGACGUUGAAGUAUUUCUAUCUGCUGUUUGAAGAGGAGGGGGUUAUUAGUCUUGAUGAAUGGGUUUUGAAUACUGAGGCGCAUCCGUUUAGACGACCGGAUGCU
Aureobasidium melanogenum CBS 110374 is the source of this 2667-nucleotide messenger RNA. Its product is annotated as seven-hairpin glycosidase. The transcript is spliced from 4 exons. Gene Ontology annotation, cellular component: endoplasmic reticulum; Golgi membrane. NCBI's taxonomy places the organism in Eukaryota, Fungi, Ascomycota, Dothideomycetes, Dothideales, Saccotheciaceae. Gene Ontology annotation, biological process: N-glycan processing; carbohydrate metabolic process. Gene Ontology annotation, molecular function: mannosyl-oligosaccharide 1,2-alpha-mannosidase activity; calcium ion binding. The annotation marks the transcript as partial. The record is from RefSeq and is a predicted model, not a curated record.